Cannabis sativa is the source of this 1332-nucleotide messenger RNA. RefSeq lists its product as uncharacterized. The record is from RefSeq and is a predicted model, not a curated record. NCBI's taxonomy places the organism in Eukaryota, Viridiplantae, Streptophyta, Magnoliopsida, Rosales, Cannabaceae. The transcript has 2 exons. The coding region runs from base 328 to 999 and encodes 223 amino acids.
ACGGUUAAACUCAUCAAAUUAAAAUAUAACAUUUAACCUUACAAAUCUCAAUCUCACUUGCAAGUUUCAACCACAAUAAUGGGAGAGAGAAAUGCUUUGAAGCUUAUGGUAUCUAAAAAUAUUUGUGUACUCCUUUUAAUGACUUUGCUCUUCAGUGAAGAUAGAGAUGAUGACUAAAAGUGAUCACUUUUUCUUUUAAAGACUUUUCUUUUCUUCUUCCCAUUUUCUCUCUUACAUUCCUCAUUAACCCCAAACUAUCAUUACUAUACAAAACCCCCCUCAAACAUAAACUCUGUUAUUUUUCAAAGUCCCCACCAAAAAAAAAUCAUGGGAUCUGAGUCAGAGCAAGAGUUAAACUCAAUACCAAAGCUACCCCUUUUUUCAGUUCCUCCAGCGCCGUCACCGGAGCACCCGGGAAUGCUAACACCGCCACACCAGACACCACUUUCUGUUCCUUUCAGGUGGGAAGAGGAGCCCGGUAAGCCAAGGCCUUGUAUGGCCUUAGCUACGCUCUCAAAUCUGAGUGAGUUAGCGCCAAAGUGCUUAGAACUCCCACCAAGGCUGUUGUUGGAGACCAAACUGGCUUCACCCACUACAGUCCUGGAUGGUCCUUAUGGUCGGCCAAGGUUUCAGUCGUCGUCGUUUAGGUUGAGCGGUGAGAGUAGUUAUGGAGGUUCGUUUGGUACAGAGAAAGGGUCACUUGGGGCAAUGAUCCUUAGUAGUAGGAGAGGGUUUAAGGUCAGAGGUUGGCUUGGUUCAUGGCGAAAGAGAGUUUUUUUGAAGAGUAGAGAGGUUUCCAAUUCCAAGGGCAGUUAUGUCUUUCCAUCUUCUUCUGUGGAUAGGGAGAGUGAGUAUGUUGGAGAGAGAACAGAGGUGAAGAUGACUAGGGUUAGAAGGGGUGGAAGCUUUUCAAGCCUUGUGUAUCCCAGGUCUCGCUUCUGGGCAUCUGUAUAUGAAGGGUUUAAGCAAGCGGUUCCAUGGAAGACCAAGAAAAAAUGAAGAUAACUUUUCUGACUGUGAGUUAGUCUGAAUAUGAAGCUUGGAACCAAAAUGGUCCUAUAUUUUAAUCAUGCGAUGUGAAGAUGACAAAUAUUAGUACUACAUUAUACGUAACAUAAAAAGCUGUAAUGCUUGUCCUCUUCCCUGUUCUUAUGGUGUACCAACAUUGUGAAGUUUUUAUCAUUGGGUCUAUGCCUUGUAGGCUUGGCUAUUUAUUUGAUAAUGUAAAUUAUUGGACUAAGUCCACUAUAUUUUGUGUAUUUGCUAAUUCAAUUGUCUAUGUCUAGAUAUAGCAAAAUGAAUGAGUGACUUAUUUUGUGAGUUUCUCCUAAA